Molecule: messenger RNA, 3738 nt
Organism: Polistes canadensis
Lineage: Eukaryota; Metazoa; Arthropoda; Insecta; Hymenoptera; Vespidae
Product: facilitated trehalose transporter Tret1-like
Exons: 9
Coding region: 1237-3141 (634 amino acids)
Biological process (GO): transmembrane transport; carbohydrate transport
Cellular component (GO): membrane
Molecular function (GO): sugar transmembrane transporter activity
Source: RefSeq, a predicted model, not a curated record
ACCCACGAGUAUUAACACGUGCAUCUACGCGUAUCCUUUCACCAUCGAUAAUACUACUACCUUGACAUCACAACGAUAAAUUUGAAUAUAUACAAAAUUUCAUUGAAGAAUAAUUAAUCUUAACGAAGAAGAGGAGGAGGAGGAGAAGGGAAGAUUAACUUAAAGAAGUUGAAGAGAAGAAGAAAAAGAAAAAGAAAAAGAAAAGGAAAGAUAAUACAGAUAAAGAAAAAUUCAAGAAGAAAAGCAACAAACGUAGGAAUAAUAACAGCAACAGCAGCAGUGGCAGCUGGUCGAGAAGAGGUGUGCAGACGUCAGUAAAGUAUAGAGGAAGGAAGCAACCGUUGCUGUAAGGCGACUAUAACGAACGGUGGUAGUGGCGGCGGCGGUGGUGGUGGUUCUAGUGGUGGUGGUAAAAAGAGGUAGUUACCACGGUAUAGGAGCUACGAGGCGUCAUUAAGACUUUAGACGUUCCUGGAAUCGCGUCACAAGGGUUGAACGGUGAUAUACCAAUCAAACGUGACACAUAUAUAUAUAUAUUAGAAUCUCGUAAUCGUCAAAAGAAAUUCCUGAGAUUCAUCUGUGAUUAUAGAGUACAGAGAUCACACAACAAUUUGAUUAUAAUCAAGAAUAAAGUGGACUCUUCGAUAGAAAGGAAGACAUCAAACAGCUGCUAGUUACAAGGAGACACACAGUAGUUACAGUAAAUGAUUAUUUUCUGUUGUCAUAACAGAGCCACGUGUGUCGAGUAAAACGCGCACACUCUGUCGUGCCAAGGUUAGAAAAGAGAAGAAACAACAACAAAAAAAAUCGACGGAAGUAGUUAUAUCCUGGGCCGACAGAGGCAUCCUGCCAGUUUCUGCGCACGUACCAACCACCCCAAUCCCUCUACUUAUAUUUACUUCUACGUGUAGCACCUGCUAUUUGACAGGAUACAUAUCACAAGAAUAAGAACCAUAUCAUUAAAAAAAAAUAAACCAGUAGAUUAAUUAAUCUACGAGGAUCAUAAAGGAAUCUUUUAAAAAAAAGAAAAAGAAGAAGACAACUAUCAACGACGUUCACCGGUACUUAGCCUUGAUUGUAGGCCACAACGGCGGUGCAAAGGUGACAGAUUGAUACUUGAAAAAGAGAGAACCGGCAUUACAACGCACAACACGAUGCCGUCUAACACGCAAAGGAGACAGAUCAUGCAACCAUGGCCCCUGUGCCUUGUGCCCUUCGCAAAAACGAAGCGCUAAAAUGCUUCAAGGGCCACAAGCAUCUACGUCGCUGGAGCGGAGUGUUUUACCAAAUUAUUAUACGAGAGUACCGUCUAUUGCGAGAUCAUCAACAACAAGUUCAGGCAUAACAUUAGAUUGUGCUUCGAACGCAACACUCGCAACAAACGCAAGCCCUUUCAACAGUCAAACAGCCCUUCUGGUGGAGAAGAAACAAUCACCGAGUGGUAGCAACAGUGCAUCAACCAAUCAUUAUUAUGUCGAAAAUCUAAGAAACAAUCAUCAACUUUUCAACAAUCAACAAUCGCAGAAAACCCUUGCUAGUUCAAGGAUUUAUGAUCCUUUAAACAAGGGUCUCGACGUUGAUUACAAACAAUUAGAUCCGUUGUUAGCCAAGGAUCUUCACGAGCCUACGAUAAAAGGACUAAUGAAUAUCAAUCAGGAAGAAAAGGAUAAAGAUGCGACGCAGGAAGUCGAACAUUUACCCCCAUCACAAUUUCAAAAGGAUCAAGAAUUAUCACCGAAACGAUUUAUCAGACAGGUAUUGGCAGCCUUAACACUUUCAUUGGGUUCCCUCGUUGUGGGUUUUGCCUCUUCCUAUACGUCGCCAGCCCUUGUUUCUAUGCAAAGCAAUGCAACUGAUACAAACUUUGAGGUUACCAAACAAAUGGGUAUGUGGAUUGGAUCGAUCAUGCCACUGAGUGCACUUAUCGGUGGUAUAGCUGGUGGUCCAUUCAUUGAAUAUUUAGGAAGAAGAAAUACUAUUCUUGGAACUGCUGUGCCGUUUAUCGUAGCCUGGGUUCUCAUCGGUUUGGCUCAAAAUAUUCCAAUGAUACUUGCCGGACGUGCUAUUUGCGGUUUUUGUGUAGGAAUAACUACCCUAUCACUUCCGGUUUACCUGGGUGAAACGAUACAACCUGAAGUUCGUGGAUCGUUAGGUUUAUUGCCUACGGUCUUUGGUAAUACCGGUAUUCUAACAUGUUUCAUAGCUGGCAUGUAUUUAAAUUGGAGAUAUCUUGCGCUGCUCGGUAGUAUUUUUCCAAUACCAUUCCUCAUAUUGAUGUUCUUGAUUCCCGAAACUCCAAGAUGGUACAUCUCAAAGGGUAAAACGAAACGCGCACGCAAAUCUCUCCAAUGGUUACGCGGUAAAAAUGUAGAUAUUACCGAAGAAUUGACAAUGAUCGAAGAAUUACAUGUAGAAAGCGAGAAAGAUAUGCAAAAUGGAUUAUCAGAAUUACUUAAACCAAGCCACGUCAAGCCCAUUUUGAUUUCAUUGGGUCUGAUGUUUUUCCAACAGAUGUCUGGUAUCAACGCUGUUAUCUUUUACACCGUUCAAAUAUUCAAGGAUGCCGGUAGCACAGUCGAUGAAAAUAUCUCGACCAUAAUCGUUGGUAUCGUCAACUUUUUAUCAACUUUCAUCGCUGCAGUGGUGAUCGAUAAGCUUGGCAGAAAAAUGCUUCUAUAUGCCAGUGGGAUAUCUAUGUUCAUAACACUUUUCACUCUUGGUUCCUAUUUCUAUGUAAAAAUGAGUGAUGCUGACGUAUCCAAUUUCGGAUGGAUACCAUUGCUGAGCAUGAUCAUUUACGUGAUCGGUUUCUCAUUAGGAUUUGGUCCAAUCCCAUGGUUAAUGAUGGGUGAAAUCCUACCAGCCAGAAUUCGUGGUACAGCAGCUAGUAUCGCCACGGCCUUCAACUGGACGUGUACAUUCGUAGUUACAAAAACUUAUGAAGACUUCAAAGAAUUGACCGGCGCACACGGAACAUUCUGGUUCUUCGGUAUCAUUUGUGCGCUAGGUGUAAUUUUCGUUUAUAUAUGGGUACCAGAAACACGUGGUAGGUCACUUGAAGAAAUUGAAAAGAGAUUCGCAGGACCAGUGAGAAGAAUGAGCGCUGUAGCUAACUUGAAACCAACCCCAAUGGGUGUCUAAUUGUUUUUUCUUCUUCUUCUUCUUUCUAGUUUCUUUUUUUGUAAGUUUCUUAUCCGUUUUAUAUUAUCUAUUAUUAUUCCUUUUUUUUUUUUUUUUUUAAUGAUGAUCAAUUUAGAAUGUAUAAGCUAUUGACAAACAACUAUCGCGCAAAAGCGAUCCAAGCUUAAGCAUGAGGUAAAUGAUCUUAGAAUAAUUCUUCUUGAGAUGAAGCGUGAUUGCUCUCUCUCUUUCUCUUUUUCUCUUUUUCUAUUUUCUCUCUAUCUAUCUAUCUAUCUAUCUCUUUAUAUGCCUUUCCUCGCAUUUUUAUUUUUCUUAUAAUUCUUCUGAUAAUUCCUCUUAAUUAAUUGUCGUUAAUUAUAUACGAGUAAUCGAAGGAGAAGGCACUAAGUGCACCCCCUUCGACUUGAACAUUUUUUUGUUAAUCAUUGUAAGAUUAAUUCAUUAUCUUAAUUCCGAAGAUUUGUUCUCGUUACUAGCGAACAUAUUCGUUUUAAGAAAAUGAGCAGUCUAUUGUUUUCGAACAAGUCGAUUAGUUAGAAAUUUGUAACAUGCGUAAAGUGGCGUGAAAGAAAUCUGCUGUUGACUAGGUAUAUAGUA